UUUGUUUACAAGUCUCUACCCCCUUCUUCUUCUCUCUAUCUAAAUGCUAAGUCAUGCUUGACACUUCUCUAAAUAUCCUUCUCCUCUUCCUUGUCGCCGCCGGCGCCGUUGACGCCGCUUCUGCGGAAGCUACGUCGCCAUCCCCUCCAUCAAACGGCACCACAGUAUACGAACUUCUCCCCAAAUUCGGUCUCCCUUCCGGCCUCCUCCCCAAUACCGUCACCUCCUUCUCCCUCGCCAGUAACGGCGAAUUUGAAGUAAACCUUGCUGGAGAGUGCUACGUUAACUUCGAAUACCUGGUUUAUUACUCGCCCAAGAUAACCGGUGUCAUACGCUAUGGCGAGAUCGACGAUCUCAAGGGCAUCCAAGUCCACCGUUUCUUCAUAUGGUUUGACGUCGACUCCAUCAAGGUUGAUCUUCCGCCCUCCAAUUAUAUCUACUUCGAUGUUUGGUUGAUUACGAAGAAGCUUAGCGUCGGACAGUUUAAGAACAUUCAUUCAUGUCAGAAGGGGUUGUCGGAGGACUUGGUGGAACAUGGCGUGGGGUUGUAUCGUCUCUCAGAAGAUGCUGGCAUAAUAAUAUCAGAAUAAACAGAACGCAUUGAAAAACAGCUAUUUUGCUCUUUCAGGCCUUUUAUGAAAUAUCUGUAAUGUAAUUUGCAAAUUGCAUCCACUGCAACUAUAUGGUAAUAUGGAGAAGGAACUUCUGCUAAGCUUUUUAGAUAAUCACUACUGUUUACACCUUGAUUAGUUUGUUGAAUCCUUUUUUUUUUUUCACUAGACAAUUUGAGUACUUUUAUUAUGCUGUAUAUAUGGUGGUUUCUUCUACUGUUAUUGGUGAUUUGUGCUUCAUGUGAUUAUGAUA
Dendrobium catenatum is the source of this 864-nucleotide messenger RNA. RefSeq lists its product as uncharacterized. Bases 54 to 590 code for a protein of 178 amino acids. Lineage: Eukaryota; Viridiplantae; Streptophyta; Magnoliopsida; Asparagales; Orchidaceae. The transcript has 2 exons. The record is from RefSeq and is a predicted model, not a curated record.